AUGCCAUCUGCAACAGCACCUCGACCCAGCCUUCUCCGCAGUGGGAAGGACACCUCAACGCCGGAAAUUGAUGCUGGCAAAUCUCUCAAGUCAACCAUGUUUGUCCGUCUGUAUCCAACACAUGUGACCUUAGCGGUGUCUCCCGAGCCAGAGAUGCGGGAUGAUGCGAAGGACCCCAUUGACCUGGAGCCCGCCCCAGCAGCUCCUUCGGCAGGCGCCCUGGUUCGAUCUGGGGUACGGUGUGCCCUGGCCCAGCUGGGUCCUCCAACGACCGUCGUGCCGCCCUGGUUCGAUCUGGGGUAUGGUGUGCCCCGGCCCAGCUGGAUCCUCCAACGACCGUCGCGCCGCCCUGGUUCGAUCUGGGGUAUGGUCCUGGUUCGAUCUGGGGUACGGCCCUGGUUCGAUCUGGGGUACGGUGUGCCCUGGCCCAGCUGGGUCCUCCAACGACCGUCGCGUCGCCCUGGUUCGAUCUGGGGUAUGGUCCUGGUUCGAUCUGGGGUACGGUGUGCCCUGGCCCAGCUGGGUCCUCCAACGACCGUCGUGCCGCCCUGGUUCGAUCUGGGGUAUGGUGUGCCCCGGCUAGCCAGCGCCCUCAACGACGGUCGUGGGUGUUGGGACAGAUUCAUCUCCCUCAAGCUGAUGGCCGGAAUGCGCAAAGGGGAGGACGCGUUGGGGCUGCUGAGACAACAACUGCAACCACAGUCACAGCAACCGCUGGGGCUGGCGAUAAGACAGCAGCAGCAGCAACACCUGCCGCAACAACAUCAACAUCAUCAUCAUCCUGCGUCGGUCGGCGCGAGGUUGGCAAUGGCAGCAAAGGCAGCGAGACGAAUUCAAGCUCCGGACAGUCAUCCAGAAUCGACGUGCGGACGAUCAAACACAGCUUUUCAACAGUGA
This is a messenger RNA of Fonsecaea erecta, 897 nucleotides long. RefSeq lists its product as hypothetical. The transcript has 2 exons. Lineage: Eukaryota; Fungi; Ascomycota; Eurotiomycetes; Chaetothyriales; Herpotrichiellaceae. Bases 1 to 897 code for a protein of 298 amino acids. The record is from RefSeq and is a predicted model, not a curated record.